CGCCGUGGUGGGCGAGCAGCAGCAGCUGCUCGACCUGAUGACGUUGUGUCGCGACCUGGAGGUGGACGGUCUGGACAUGGACAUGUCCACGCGCUCCACUGAGGACAUGUUCACCCGCUCUGAAGAUGGCCUGGCCAUCUGUUUGUUGGAAGACGUGAAGCAGCAAGCGCCAUCGGAAACCGCUACCUCGAGGGGGGACGGGAUGGCGACAUGCCUGACACGCACGGCUUCGGAUUUUGAAACUGCGGCUAACCUGCCUGCGAAGAACAUCACAGUGUCUCACGGUGACCGUGCAGUAGACGCUGCCGUUGGCGCUGCUGAAGAGGGUUCUUCGAGAACCAGCCCGCCGUCUGGGAGAGACGGCGAGCUGGGGCGCGGCUCGGCCGGGUUCCGGCGUCUGCUCAGCCUGCUGAGCUCGCUGGACCGCCGCGAGCUGCUCUGUCUGCAGCAGCAGGCGCAUGACAUCAUGUUCCCCGACUUCUCCAGCUGGCUGCCGGAUGAGAUUCUGAUGGACGUACUGUCGCGCCUGUCGCCGCGAGACCUGGUGCGCGCGGGCGGCGCGAGCCGCCGCUGGCAGGCGCUGGCCGGCGACGAGGGCGUCUGGCGUCGGUGCUGCCGCCUGACGGGCGCCGACCCGACCGGCGAGGGCGGCAUGACGCGCGAGGGCUGGAUGCAGUGGCUGGGCUGGACGGAGCUCCCCCUGCUGGCGCCCAAGGUGCUGAAGGGCCACGACGCUGUCAUUCGAUGUAUGGAUGUGGACGGCGACCGCAUCGUUACCGGCUCCAGCGACAAAACCGUGGCGGUGUGGUCGGCGGCCGCCGGCCGGCUGGAGACCCGCAUGUCUGGCCAGAGCGAGGUGACCUGCGUUCAGGUGCUGGGCGACCUGGUGGUGUCGGCCGGGCGCGACUGCUGCCUGCUGGUCUGGGACGCCGCCACCGGCCGACUGCGCCACCGGCUGACCGGCCAUGACGGCAUCGUGUGGAGUGUGGCUCUGCACGGCGCCAGGGCGGCGAGCUGCUCGGACGACAAGACGGCGCGCCUCUGGGACGUAGUGGCCGGCACGCAGAAGGCGGUGCUGCGCGGCCACGAGACGGUCGUCCGCGUGGUGUGCUUCGACGGCCGGCGCCUGGUCUCCGGCGACGACGCCGGCUGCGUGCGGGUCUGGAACGCCGAGACGCGCGCCGACGAGCACGUCUGGCAGGCGCGCAGCCGCUACAUCAUGGUCCUGCAGUACGGCUUCGGCGUGGUGGUGAGCGGCCACAGCGACGGCGCGGUGCACGUGUGGGACACAGGCACGGGUCGGCUGCGCCACCACCUGACGGGCCACACCGGCUGGGUGACGGGCCUGUGCCUGCGCCACGACCGGCUGCUCAGCGGCUGCCGGGACGGCACGGCCAUACUGUGGAACAUCAGCGACGGUGGCGUGGUGCACAGGCUGGGCGGCGCCAACGGCCACCGGCAGCGCCUGACCCGCGACGGCCGCGUCAAGCUGUGGAACACGCGGCGCGGCACGCUGGUGCGUGACCUCGUCACGCCAGACGUCAGCGGCGGCCCCGUCAAGCACGUGUGGGCCGACCCCGGCCGGCUGGUGUGCGCCGUGCAGAACAACACCAGCGACCGGCCGCGUGAGAUUGCCCCGUUCCUCUGA
Messenger RNA from Pollicipes pollicipes, 1648 nucleotides. RefSeq names its product F-box/WD repeat-containing protein 7. Gene Ontology annotation, molecular function: ubiquitin binding. The coding region runs from base 38 to 1648 and encodes 536 amino acids. Gene Ontology annotation, biological process: ubiquitin recycling; proteasome-mediated ubiquitin-dependent protein catabolic process. The transcript has 11 exons. NCBI's taxonomy places the organism in Eukaryota, Metazoa, Arthropoda, Thecostraca, Pollicipedomorpha, Pollicipedidae. The record is from RefSeq and is a predicted model, not a curated record. Gene Ontology annotation, cellular component: cytoplasm; nucleus.